AUGGCAGCCCCUCACCCAGGUAUUUCUUUUCCUCUGUCUUCUUCUAUUUCUUAUGCACGUUUAUCACCUUCUUUUACUUUAUUUUCUUCUACCAUUUCUUUCCAACAAGACCCACAAUCUUUCAAACAAGCUGCCAAGGACCCUGAUUGGUGCAAAGCAAUGGAAAAUGAAAUUGCUGCCUUAGAACUCAACAACACCUGGACUGACAUUAGCUACCCCAUUCAAGUCUUGAGUCAAUACUUGGAUUGCCCUUCAACUUCUCACCUUACUGCAACACACAAAGUGCUUCACUACCUCAAUCAUGCUCUUGGCCAAGACAUCUUCUUGUUUGCUACCUCUUCUAUUCAGCUCAUUGGAUAUGUUGAUUCGGACUGGGCUUCUUGCCCAGACUCUCGCAGGUCCGUAACUGGUUUUUGUGUUUUUCUGGGGCAAUCUCUCAUUUCUUGGAGGUCAAAGAAGCAAAUUGUGGUAUCCCGAUCCUCUGCUGAGGUUGAAUACCGGGCCAUGGUCUCCGUCUCUACUGAACUCACUUGGCUAUGA
This is a messenger RNA of Malania oleifera, 540 nucleotides long. RefSeq lists its product as uncharacterized. Bases 1 to 540 code for a protein of 179 amino acids. The record is from RefSeq and is a predicted model, not a curated record. NCBI's taxonomy places the organism in Eukaryota, Viridiplantae, Streptophyta, Magnoliopsida, Santalales, Ximeniaceae. The transcript is spliced from 2 exons.